CUUUUAAGUUCUUACAAUAUUAUAUUAUAUAAUUAUAUUAUAAUAAUAAUCAUUAUCAAUUGAACGAUAAUACUAUAUAUUAUAAUUAAAAAUAAAAAUAUUGUUUCACGUUUAAAAAAAAAAAAAAAAAAAAAAAAAAUGACGCGUUUUGUUUUGACGCGACGCCAAUAACACUCGCGUGAAUUGUGUUCUGCAAGGUUAACACUUCCGUGUUGUUUAGGUAUUGACGGUGUAAUAAUAACAAAAAAAAAAAAAAAAAAAACUUAAGAAAUCUGAAUUCUACAGUCAUAGUACUGGCGGGUACAUAAAUACGAGUUCAAUAGGCCACGGGGAAAUAUUAUGUCCACAUAAACUUAUAGCUACGGACAAAUUCGGACACAACAAAAACGUAAUUAAUUUAAAUUUUUUCAUCCCGUCAAUUUUCGUAUUUGGCCAUAUUUUCCUCCGGCCGCUUUGAUUAUGGACGAUUUUUAUUUGGCCAUUAUUAUCGACUGACGGUUCUUGCGAACAGAUAUCUUAAUAUUGUGAGUUACGCGGUAUAAAAAUCAUAUUGAGUUUUCUAAAAACACGAUUUAUUACGUUAGGUUUUACAUCAAGGCGACAAAUCAGCAACUUUCUGUCUCGCGGCAAAAUCCAUUUUGGUGACACGAUUUUCGUGUUUCUAGAGACAUUUCGUGUCCGCUCAAAAGCGUUAAAAGGUUUCUGUUUUGUUCCUGUUUCCGGCAACAUGAGUCUUUUUGAUGUAAUCGGGUGUUACUGUUGCAUCACUAAUUGUAAUUGUUUAUAUAAUUAAUUAUCAACUCGCUAUCGUUAAAACGUAUCAUUAUCAGUGAACAAUCGGCUGCAUAAGCAUUUAUCACGCAUAAAUUAUCGUAAUUUAUCACCAUAACAUAAUGAAUAUUUUUUCAAUUUUAAAUCCUCACGGUGUUGCCAUAAAAAUCCAAUUUGUAAGUAAACCAAAUAAACUGUGGUCUACAUACGAUACAAUUUAAGUCAAUAGAACUGCAUAGACAAUAAAUGUUUAUUCAUUUAAAAAAAUGUAACUGAUAAAAAUUCCAAUGUUUGUCACUUUUUUGUCUGUGCAGUGUGAACAGCAAACGGAAUGUAAGCAUUUUUCCUAGGAAAUGUGUCCAUUUUCUUUUUUUAACGUAAACAGAAAAGUUGCUGGUUUUUCGCCGUAUACUUUAUUUCUCGUCAAUUUUGUCACCGGAGUUUGUUGCUAUUAUGUUUUUUAUUUUGUUACCUUAAUGUAAACCCGGCAUUAAACACAAUGGCUAUUCGAAAACAAUAUUCGUUUUUGUGACAUCCGAACACGAAGAAAAGCAAUUUGGAUAAUUCCGCACCCCGUUGAAUAAUAAUUGCUAUGGGUCGACUGUGUUAUAGGUGGACUUCCAUCGUCUGAAAUUUAGGUGUUUUUGUUUUUUUUUCUUGGUCGAUAUAAUAUAAUCGCAAUGUUGCCGUUUACCGACGUGAUCGAUAACGCGCGUGAUUGAUAAUACUAGUCCCGGGAAUGUCUGCGGGAACGAACCUACAGAUAAACGGUACACAAACAAUAAACGGACGACCGUUCAAAUAACACACCGAUAGUAAAUACAUAAAUACAUAAUAUAAAAUAAACAUAUUUUUUUCAAAUGGUAAAAUGAAUUCGUCGGAAAUUCGGACGAAUCCACUUCCCAACCGUAAUAAUAUUUAAUGUUCAGAGAAUCGAUUCGUGCGCCGUUCGGCACGAUAAGUUAUAUCGGGAGAACCGAAUAACAGCAAAAAAAAAAAAAUGUCAUAAAAUCGAUAAAAUUAGAAGAAAAAAAACAUCCACGUUCUUCCCGUUACUUUAGCGGCGUUUUUACAGUAACGUCGUCGCGUGACGCCUAUCCAGCGGUUAAAGUGGGACAAACUUCGAAAGGGUUCGCAAUGUUCACCGAAAACCGAGGGACUUUUAUUAAUAGUAAACCCAACCAAACUUUUAGGAAACCCGUCAAGACUUCCGAAACGCUUUUUCUCUCGCGCACAUUUCGCUCAUAAAAACGUAAUACAGUUAUAUUAUUUGAGUUCGAAAAUAAACUGCGUUCGUCCCGCCCCCGAAAUAUGACCCCCUACGCCGCACGGUCGUCCGGCAAAAAUAAAGUAAAACGAAUUACGUACAAUCUAUUACAGGACGUGUUUGACGAAACCAACUGGGAUUUUUAGAAUUUCGUUAAAAACUUCUCGGCGACAAUAACCGAAUCGCCCCCCGCGAAUACUUCGAAGACUCGGACUGUACGGGAGGACCGACCGUUUUACCUGACGUAAGUAUGAGGACACUAUUGCGAUCGCGGACCGCUCGAUAAAAUUAAAAUAAUAAAAAAACAAUAAAAAUUUAAAAAAAUUACGCCUCGUCCGAGACGGACGGGCGUACGCAGCGUAAGUAUACACGGUACGUACCUGUCGGCGAAACCAAAACAAAAUCGAGGUGACCGCGCAUACUUUGCGCCGCGCCCUUGACGGCGGAGCGGCUACGUGACCGCGAGGUCUCACGUAUCCGCGCACACCCAUACGUGUCGUCGAAGCGUUUCGCGGACGUACCGCGUUGUUUGGGAAAUUCGGACUCCGGACGGACGUUAUCGCCGGGACCGACCAAAACAACAGCGGCGGCGCAAUCGGAGCCGGUUAUCUCGGGCCGGGCGCCGGUCUAUAAAACGACCGGCCGGAGACGCACUGGACAUCAGUCACACACGCCCGUCACGACCGAGUUUCCGUCCGCGUACACAAAUAUAAUAAAAUAUUAUUAGUAUACCCCGUUCGUUUCAAACACAUUAGUAUACCCGACCAUGUACCGCGACCGCUUACUAACCGUGUGUUUGUGCGUUUUAGUGACCGCGGUGACCGGCAAUCCGCACGAGUGUUUGCUGGAAGAAUACCGGAGAGCGUUGCUCGCCCAUUACAACCUCUCGCCGGCGGCGGUGGCCGCCGCGGAACCCGUGCCGUACGAUUACGAAGCGGCGGGCCUCAGACCCGGCAGAUCCAACGACGCGGGCGCGAAGCCGGGCGUCCCGCAGCACGUGCUCGACCCGGCCGCGGCCAGAGAGCCGACCGCUCCUUGCAAGGCUACGCUCGCGCAACCGGCCAAGGGCGUCAACGACACUUCGUCGAUGGCGACCGUCGAGAAGCUGUCCGCGUACUACGACCACCUGAAGAACCAACAGGAACUGCUGGCCAGGCAACAGCACCAGCACCAACUGUUCGAGUUGCAGCAGCGCCGGCAACAGGAGUUCAUACUCGUCCAGCAGCAGAUCCAGCAGCAGUACCUGCAGCAGCAGCAGCACGCGCUGUUCAUGUUGGAACAGCUGCGCAAGAAUCCCGCGUUCGCCGGCCAGCUGGCAGCGUUCGCCGGCACAAACGGCACGGACGUGCCGAACAACGAACCCGCCGGCAAGGAGCCGCCGGCCGCCGUCAACAAGGGCACGUCGCCGACCAAGUUUGUGCCCGCCAAGGAACAGACCAUAGCCAACCACGCGGAAGUUCAGGCCGACGACUGCGGCGCCAAUAAGCGCGUGGGCCUCAGGCAAACGGUCGCCGCCAAAAUCGACCGGUCGUCCGACGCCGAAGACGACGACCCGGAAGACGUCCGGUAUUCGAAUUCGGAAUACGACGACCAGACGGCGGACGACGAAAACGAGAAACCGGCGGUCAUGAAGAAAGUCUACAGGGUGUCGGCCUCGGAAGCGGACGCCGACGAAAACUCGAUGGCCGACGCCAAGAGCCGGGCCGCGGCCAGUCGCAUGAAAAUCGCGGACGGAUGCGGCUCCAAGCGUCCGGUCACCAGACGGGCAGUGGCCGCGGCGAACCAGCCGUCGUAUUCCGGAACACCGUUCGCCGGUCGCGGCCAGACUCAGCCCGGGGGCGACGGUGACGUUCCUCCGACAAUGUGGAAACUCGCGAACGAACACGGUGUUCACCGACAUCUGGCCGCGAGACAGGCCGUGUUCGGCGUCGACCCGUCGUUCGCGUCCGAAAACGUACAGAAAGCGGACGGGACGGCGACCGAGUAGUACCUAAGAACAAUGCCUACUGCGCCACUCGGGACCACAAUCUGAUCCACGAAUAUUCUCACCGACCGUACAUUAUAAAUUAUUAAAUUAUUAUUAUUGAACAUUUUUAAAUAAUGUAUCGUAAAUGCUUUCUUUUAUUUUUUUUUUUUUUUUUAAACCGCAUAUUUUAUUGUUAAAAUUUGUAAAUAUUAACUGUAUCAAUUACGCCUACUUAAAUCUAAUAGCGAUAAUGUCUUUGUACAUAAUUAUAAUACUCUUUACGGUUAUAAUAUUAUUGCAUUAUCUAGUUUAUAUAUGUAGUUUAUAUAUUCGGUGUCGGCAUAUUGUACGUUUUUGGGGAAUUUUCGUUUUCAACCGAACAAACUCGAACGUGACGGCCAGAAUAUAACACAUAAUAUUGCAUUAUAUUCGCAUGUAUUUGACAGUUAAAAUGAUUGUUGGCGCGUUUUAUUUUAUUUUUUUUUUUUUUAAAUACAUUAAUAACCGUUUUAAACAAUCGUACCGUGUUAUCGUAUUGUUAAGAAUAUUGAUAAGCCCAUAUAUAUUGUUUUCCGCAAACGGUAUCCAAUACUGAUAAGCAGUGACAUUUCAUUCGGAUAGUCUAUAAACUGUUCAUGAAUAUUCCGAAAAUAUGUGAUGACAGAAAUGUUAACAACCUAUACAGGCACAAUAUUAAAAAGACGGACAUAUUUCGCACGAUCGAUGGGCCACUGUUUUAGGCGAGAAGUUUGGAGGCUGGGAUAUAGAGAAAAGUUCAAUAUAUAUAUAUAUAUAUAUAUAUCUGUUACAGUAAAACAAUGCUAAUGAAAAACGAUUCGGAGCAGAGUUCAAUUAUACAUGUUUUAAAACGCCGUAAUAUUUACGAUUUUCGUCAAAAUUUGAUAUUAAAAUUUUUUACAAAAAACAUUGAGCAAAAUUUAGAUUUUUCGCUUAAAAAUUACGACUUAUAAUGAACCUCUUGUUAAAUUUUCUAGCAUUUCUGUUUAGUCAAACAAUUUUAUUCACAGAGUACCUACCGUAUAAAAAUUACAAUGUCUAUGAAUAGUUAAAGAACGAGCAAAAUAUUUUCAAAAUUUUUUUACGCCCAGAAAAGUAAAUAUAAGUGUUCUGUCCAAUUUUCAAGUCUCUACAAAUACUUUUAACUGAAUAAAAGUAAUAAAACAAAAUUGAAAAUAAUACAUUUCGUAAAUUGUCCCGUUUGUCCUACGUUUUUCCCCAAGUUUUCCGAUUUAAUGUGACAACCCCACGAAAGAAAUAAAAAAAUAACCUGUUAGAAGUACCACUCGGGUUAAAUUUCUUUUCAGAAAAAGUACUAUAAAUGAAAAAAUUAUAAAAAUAAAAAAACAAAACGAUAACAUCAUUGUAAAACCUACAUCCUUCUCGGACCUAUAUAUCCCAUUUUUCAUAGCGUUUAGCAUUUUCAUAUACAUCUCAUAUAUAUAUAUAUAUAUUUAUACGGCAUUUUACCAUACGGAGGAAAAAUUUAGCGCAUAAUAUUGUCAUCUGAAUCCGGUGGGUUUCUUUGGUAAACGGACAUUUUAACCGCAUAAAAAGAAACUAUAGAUAACUGGUUUUCAAUGUUGUAGACUGUGCGCCAAGGUCAGGUGACUAAACGUAAAAUAGUAGACUUUUUAAUUUUUAUUAUUAUUAUUAUAAUUUUUUUUUUAUUUGGCGAGGGGUUUCUGAAAUAAGCGAACCGAUUAUCACUAAUAUCAUGUCUCCCCCCAAGUCACUUACGACAGUGGAUUCGUAUUACAAAAAAACUAUACCGAAAAGAUCUACGUAUCAAACAUAUUUGUUUAUUAAAUCCUAUGUCACUUACAUUUAAUUUAUUAUUAUAUGAAUAUAACUAUUAUACAUAUAUUUUUAUAGAUUCUGAGUGGAGCUAGGGAUGUAUUGGUCUUACAAAGAUGUUUAAUUUUUAUUUAAUUUUUUUUUUUGUGAACAAUUUUUCUACAAGAAAACAUACACCGAUUAUCAAUUGUAGCACCUUUUCUGAAAGGAAAUUUUCUCUAGGUGAUACUUUAGAUAGGUCAUUUUUUCGAUAUUCUCGUUAAUAUUUGAGAUAAUUAGGAAAACCGAGUUCUUUAAGUUAAAUAAAGAUUGAAAAGUUAAAAAUAAGUUUGUCAUUAGCAAACAAAAGUUUUUAUUAUUUAAAGUCUUUUUUUUAAACGAUCAUUGAUGUCAUGGAAAUGCACAUUAUUGUUAUCAUCUUACCAUAAUAUGACCAAAUAUUUAUUGUUAACAAAGCAACCCUAUCAACUGAUAGCUUGGAAUUGGUUUUUUCGUUACUUACAGAUUUACAUUAAAUUGUUUCACUGUAUUCAUAAUUCUUUAUUGUAUUCCUCUGAGUGAUCUAUUCAAUUCUCUAUAACCGAUGAAAUCUAAAAAAAAAUUAUAAUAAAUAAAAUACAAUUACAUCUAAUAGCGACUCAUAGGCAACCCCUCCCCCCCAGUGUGCCGGUAAUAUUAUACAAAAACGAUCAGCAAGGUAAUUCAAAAACAAAUCAUGGGUAUACACAUUUUUCAUGUAGAUGAGAGUACAUAAACGCUAUCAUAUUCUAAAAUCGCUCUAAAUAACUGUUUUCCCAAUACCCUAUUAUUAAAGAAUACACUUAUAUCAUGUUUUGAAA
Molecule: messenger RNA, 6658 nt
Organism: Cinara cedri
Lineage: Eukaryota; Metazoa; Arthropoda; Insecta; Hemiptera; Aphididae
Source: the annotation of a GenBank genome assembly